Messenger RNA from Pangasianodon hypophthalmus (striped catfish), 3430 nucleotides. Its product is annotated as endoplasmic reticulum metallopeptidase 1. Gene Ontology annotation, biological process: proteolysis. The record is from RefSeq and is a predicted model, not a curated record. Bases 90 to 2738 code for a protein of 882 amino acids. The transcript has 15 exons. Lineage: Eukaryota; Metazoa; Chordata; Actinopteri; Siluriformes; Pangasiidae. Gene Ontology annotation, molecular function: metalloexopeptidase activity.
GGUGGCAGUGACGUCACGUGAUGCCGGAAGUUUGACCUUCGGCGCGUUGGGUCCGUUCAAACUCUCCGGUGUUUAGGGAGAACUUCAAAAUGGAAGGUGACACCGCCGUCCGGAGGCUAAAAUCCUCACUAAAUAACGUGUCUUUUGAAAACAGUGGCACUCUGAAGCGCCGUGAAGGCAGCAGCUGUGAGGACAGGAAGAAAAAACACCAAGGCUCGUUCGUGCUAAGCGAAGGAGUCGCGUGCGCGCUCGUGCUGCUGUUCAUAUGCGCGCUCUGGGGUUCUGUGCACUGGUCUCUAAAGCAGCUCGUUAUAGGAAAACCCACCGGCGAGUUCAACGCCAGCAGGGCAAGGAAGUACCUGGAGCACAUCACCAGUGUGGGGCCUCGACCCGCAGGCAGUGCUGAGAAUGAAAUCAUGACAGUAAACUUCCUGUUGGAGCAGGUGGAGCGGGUGCGAAGCGAGAGCGCCGAUGGGCCUAACACCAUCACAGUGGAGACGCACAAACACAGCGGCUCGUUUAGCAUUGACUUCCUGGGCGGAUUCACAAGCUGCUACGAUCAAAUCACUAACAUUGUAGUACGGCUCGAACCCAGAGGUGGAGCUCAGCACUUUGUACUGGCUAACUGCCAUUUCGACAGUGUGCCCAGCAGUCCAGGAGCAAGUGAUGAUGCUGUAAGCUGUGCUGUGAUGUUGGAGGUGUUGCACUCAAUAUCCAAUCUUUCUAUUCCUCUAAAUCACGGAGUCAUCUUUCUGUUUAAUGGAGCUGAGGAGAACAUCCUUCAGGCGAGUCAUGGCUUUAUCACUCAGCACGAGUGGGUGAAGCAGAUCAGAGCAUUUGUGAAUCUGGAGGCUGCUGGAGUCGGGGGAAAGGAGCUGGUGUUCCAGACAGGUCCAGAGAACCCGUGGCUUGUUCAAGCAUAUGUUCGUGCUGUUAAACACCCUUUUGCCUCUGUUGUGGGGCAGGAAGUUUUCCAGAGCGGCAUUAUUCCCUCAGACACUGACUUCCGCAUCUUCAGAGACUUCGGCAACAUUCCUGGUAUUGAUCUGGCCUUUAUUGAGAAUGGUUAUAUCUACCACACGAAGUACGACACUGCAGAUCGCAUCCUUACAGACUCCAUUCAGAGAGCAGGUGACAACAUCCUGGCCCUGCUGAAGCAUCUGGUCACCACGGAAACGCUGGGUGACCCAUCAGAAUAUCGCCAUGGCAGCAUGGUGUUUUUCGAUGUCUUGGGUGUUGUGAUGGUGGCGUAUCCAGCGCGAGUUGGUUCCAUCAUCAACUACAUGGUCACCAUAGCAACCCUUAUCUACCUUGCCAAGAAAUGUCUGCGGCCUAGCAAUGUGGGUGGCCGGUACGUGUUGGAACUGGUGUAUGGCUCGUGUGUGUUCGUGCUCAGCUGGUUCGUGGUACUGCUCACGGUUCUGAUUGUGGCGCUGAUGGUCACACUGCUGGGUCGCUCCAUGUUCUGGUUCACUCACUUUCACACCUCCAUCUUCCUGUACGGAUCUGUUGCAGCUGGAAAGAUAAUCCUGAUCCACACACUCGCUAAAAAUCUCUACUACACAAAUAUGCGGAGGUUGGAUUUGGGCGACUUGUUCUUCGACGUCAGUCUGCUAUUGUGGUGCUGUGCCCUUGUUUUUCUCACUCAGCGUGGUCUGUGCUCGGCGUAUGUUCCCAUGCUCAUGGUGUUUUUCCCUCUCGCCACCAAGCUGCUGCUCUCCAGACACUUUGUACAGAAAGGCGUAUCAAAGUCCUAUGUCCUCUUCUACCUGCUGGGUUUGUCUUUCCCCUACGUUCACCUUCUGUUCCUCAUCUGGAUCGUGUUUGAGAUUUUCACACCCAUUAUGGGACGCAGCGGCACUGAAAUCCCCCCUGACGUGGUGCUUGCAUCACUGAUUGCUGUGGCAACCGCCUUACUCUCCUCUUUUUUGAUUCACUUCCUGUACCUGGCACACAGCACUAAGCGUGUAUUAGCUGCUUUAUGGACGAUUUUUGCUGUGAUGUUUGUCCUGGUUUCCUGCGGACUUUUCUUUCCGUAUUCAGGUGAUCCAGCCAGUCCACGACCCAAACGAGUCAUUGUACAGCACAUCACACGCACUUUUCAUGCUUUGGAUGGCUCUUUGGAGAAAACAGAUUCUGGGUUUUGGAUCAACAGCUUUGAUUACACGGGAAUGAGUCACAUCACCCCUCAUGUUCCUGAGAUUAACGACACCAUCCGCAUGCGCUGCAGCGAAGAGUUACCCUUCUGCGGUUUCCCCUGGUUCCUUCCCGUCAAAUUCCUCAUCAAGAAGAACUGGUAUCUCCCUGCUCCUGCUGUGUCUCCUAAAUCUCCACUGGAGUUUAAACUGGUGUCCAAACACGAGUCAGAAUGGGGGACAGUAAAGUUGAGCUUUGAAGCUAAAGGUCCGAGCCACAUGUCCCUGUACGUCCUGCCCCGCACGGGAUCUUCACUCACAGGCUGGUCGUUUGCAGACGGGACGCCGCAGUAUGAUCUGAACCGAGAAUAUUUUAUAUUUUACUCUCACGGUGUGGAUGCAGGACCGUGGACCUUCUGGAUUGAGGUUCAGCCAUCUUCCGAGCGUUUGGAUGAAGACAGCAUGGUCUCCAUCGCCAUUUCAGCUCACUACGUAUUCGGAGACGAUCAGCGCACUCCUGAACUCCGUUCAUUUUUGCGGAAAUUUCCGGACUGGGCUUUUGCGACUUCGUGGGUCAGCACUUAUCACAUGUACCUGUACUGAGAGCUGAGAGCUGAGCAUCACACUCCAACAUGGCGGCAGUGAAAGUCUCUGUGAAUCAGAUCCAUACACGUUAUUUGUUUAAGACUACACCACUGUCAGGGUUGUGUGUUAGCAGUCAGUCUGCAUUUCUUCUCAUCCACUCCUCUUCUCUUCUUGCCCCUGUGUGGGUGUUUCCUCCCUUUCUUCUCACUCUCUGUGCAGUGGUUUUAAAAACACAAAGUAAUUAUAACUCUAAGCAAAAAGUCCAUGCUGUAUUGAAAUACACUGCCAGUAUUCCAUCCAUUUUAACACCACAAACUAAAAGAACAUGAAAGACACCGUGACUAAAGGAAAUAUGAGCAGUUUGUUAAACCACUGUGAAUGACUGGAAUGAAAUAUUUCACUAGACAGCAUUGUUCACUAAACUGUUUUGGGGUAAUCUGGUGACCGCAGUGAGCUUUACACUGAGUCGCAGCUCAUAUUCUUCAGUAUGAUGCUCGUUUAUUAGAACAGGCACAGCAUUGAAGACGCUUUGUAUUAUAGUCUAAACCAAAUUUUAUUAAUUAUGAAUAACAGUUCUUUCAUUGUAUGGGGGCAUGAAAGGGUGAGUUUUCUUAUUUCAAAUAGGUCUCAUUUUAGUAUUUAUUUACUACAAAGAAGACUCACUUUAACUCACUGACAAGCCAGCAAUCCAGCAAUAAAGUCUGUGAAAA